CGCGGGAGGGAGUGGACGCGGAGUCGAAAGGCCCGAAGAGGGCGGACGGAGCGGCGGCCUUAGGGCCGCGGGGGCACCCCGAGCCCUGCGCUGGCAGAUAGCGUGGGUGGGGCUCUUAUCUGCCCCCCCCCCGCCCCGCCGAGCGCCGGCCGGGGGGCCCCGAGACCUGCUCUCCCCCUGGUUCCCUCCGUCCUCUCGCGGGCUUCCCAAUGGGCCGGACCGUGGUCGUGCUGGGCGGUGGCAUCAGCGGCUUGGCCGCCAGUUACCACCUGAGCCGGGCCCCCUGUCCCCCCAAGGUGGUCCUGGUGGAGGGCAGUGAGCGUCUGGGAGGCUGGAUCCGCUCGGUCCGAGGGCCAGGUGAUGCUAUCUUUGAACUUGGACCUCGAGGAAUUCGGCCGGCGGGAGCCCUGGGAGCCCGGACCCUGCUCCUGGUUUCUGAGCUUGGCUUGGACUCAGAAGUGUUGCCUGUCCGGGGAGACCACCCAGCUGCCCAGAACAGGUUCCUGUAUGUGGGUGGUGCCCUGCACGCGCUGCCGUCUGGCCUCAGGGGGUUAUUCCGCCCUUCACCUCCCUUCUCCAAACCUCUGUUUUGGGCUGGACUGAAGGAGUUGACCACGCCCAGGGGCAAAGACCCUGAUGAGACUGUGCACAGUUUUGCCCAGCGCCGCCUUGGACCUGAGGUGGCAUCUCUAGCCAUGGACAGUCUCUGCCGAGGAGUGUUUGCAGGCAACAGCCGGGAGCUCAGCAUCAGGUCCUGCUUUCCCAGUCUCUUCCAAGCUGAGCAAACCCAUCGUUCUGUUUUACUGGGGCUGCUGCUGGGGGCAGGCCGGGGCCCACAGGUGGACUCAGCACUCAUUCGCCGGGCCCGAGCUGAGCGCUGGAGCCAGUGGUCACUGCGUGGAGGGCUGGAGACGUUGCCCCAGGCCCUUAACACCCACCUGACUAGUAGGGGGGUUCGUGUUCUCAGAGGGCAGCCUGUCUGUGGGCUCAGCCUCCAGGCAGAAGGGCACUGGAAGGUGUCUCUGGGGGACAGCAGUCUGGAGGCAGACCACGUGGUUAGCGCUGUUCCAGCUUCAGUGCUCAGCAGGCUGCUCCCUGCCCAGGCCGCACCUCUGGCCCAUGCCCUGAGCACCAUCCCUGCUGUGUCCGUGGCUGUGGUGAACCUCCAGUACCGAGGAGCUCGUCUGCCUGUGCAGGGAUUUGGCCAUUUGGUGCCAUCUUCAGAAGACCCGGGCGUCCUGGGAAUCGUGUAUGACUCCGUUGCUUUUCCUGAGCAGGACGGGAGCCCCCCUGGCCUCCGUGUGACGGUGAUGCUGGGAGGAUCCUGGUUACAGACGCUGGAAGCCAGGGGCUCUGUCUUAUCUCAGGAGCUGUUCCGACAGCAGGCACAGCACGCGGCUGCCACCCAGUUAGGGCUGAAGGAGCCACCAAGUCACUGCUUGGUCCACUUACACAAGAACUGCAUCCCCCAGUAUACGCUAGGCCACUGGCAAAAACUGGAGGCAGCGACCCAGUUCCUGGCUUCUCGGAGGCUGCCCUUGACUCUGGCUGGAGCCUCCUAUGAGGGGGUUGCUGUCAAUGACUGUAUAGAGAGUGGACGCCAGGCAGCAGCCCGGGUCCUGGGCUCGGAGCCUAACGGCUGAUCCCCAACUCCCACCUCCUCGCCCUGCUUUACCCACGAAAAUACAAGUUGCUGGAGCUUGGC
This is a messenger RNA of Callorhinus ursinus (northern fur seal), 1705 nucleotides long. RefSeq names its product protoporphyrinogen oxidase (gene PPOX). NCBI's taxonomy places the organism in Eukaryota, Metazoa, Chordata, Mammalia, Carnivora, Otariidae. Gene Ontology annotation, biological process: heme biosynthetic process. The record is from RefSeq and is a predicted model, not a curated record. Gene Ontology annotation, molecular function: protoporphyrinogen oxidase activity, oxygen as acceptor. Gene Ontology annotation, cellular component: mitochondrial inner membrane.